CUAGGGCUUGUUUGCCAUCUUAGCCUUCCUAAUUCGAAACCCAUAUCUUCUGCUCUCCAUACUCUUCCCAAUUAAGUUUGCUUUUUGAAAGAUGGCCAAAAUAGCAUUUGGGCGCUUUGAUGAUUCUUUCAGUUUGGGGUCCUUUAAGGCCUAUCUUGCAGAGUUCAUCUCAACCUUGCUCUUUGUUUUUGCAGGAGUUGGUUCAGCCAUUGCUUACGACAAGUUGACAUCCAAUGCUGCUCUUGAUCCUGCUGGGCUAGUAGCCAUUGCUUUAGCCCACGGCUUUGCUCUCUUUGUUGCAGUCUCAGUUGGCGCCAACAUCUCUGGUGGACAUGUGAACCCAGCUGUCACCUUCGGAUUGGCUCUUGGUGGCCAAAUCACUGUCCUCACUGGCAUCUUCUACUGGAUUGCCCAGCUUCUUGGUGCCAUUGUUGCUGCCUUCAUCCUCAAGUUCGUCACCGGAGGCUUGACAAUUCCCAUCCACAGUUUGGCUGCCGGAGUUGGAGCCAUUCAAGGAGUAAUAUUUGAGAUCAUCAUCACCUUUGCUUUGGUUUACACUGUGUACGCAACAGCAGCUGACCCCAAGAAGGGCGCAUUGGGCACCAUUGCCCCCAUUGCCAUUGGUUUCAUUGUUGGGGCUAACAUCUUAGCUGCCGGCCCAUUCUCCGGCGGAUCAAUGAACCCAGCUCGCUCUUUCGGGCCUGCCGUUGCUAGCGGCGACUUCCACGACAACUGGAUCUACUGGGUUGGGCCCCUGAUUGGUGGUGGGCUUGCUGGGCUUAUAUAUGGCAAUGUAUUUUUUCACACAGAGCAUGCACCCUUAGUCAACGAGUAUUGAUAUGGUUGAAAAUUGAGUAUGUUGCAUGUGUUCCUUCCUAGCCAGUCCUUUUGCCUUCGUAAUAAAAGAAGGAAGAGCAAGUUUUUGUUCUUGCUUCUUUUUCUUAUCAACUUUCCAAUUAUUUAUUCUCAACUUGGAACCCUGUUUUAUUGUGCUGUUUGUAAAGCCCAUUUGUAGGUCACUUUUUCCUUGUGAAAAUGAAUGAAUUUGGUGAA
Messenger RNA from Prunus mume (Japanese apricot), 1053 nucleotides. It is a transcript of the gene DELTA-TIP, whose product is annotated as delta tonoplast integral protein. Gene Ontology annotation, cellular component: membrane. Gene Ontology annotation, biological process: water transport; transmembrane transport. Gene Ontology annotation, molecular function: water channel activity. The record is from RefSeq and is a predicted model, not a curated record. Lineage: Eukaryota; Viridiplantae; Streptophyta; Magnoliopsida; Rosales; Rosaceae.